This is a messenger RNA of Setaria italica (foxtail millet), 1306 nucleotides long. RefSeq lists its product as uncharacterized. Lineage: Eukaryota; Viridiplantae; Streptophyta; Magnoliopsida; Poales; Poaceae. The coding region runs from base 678 to 1031 and encodes 117 amino acids. Gene Ontology annotation, cellular component: membrane. The transcript has 5 exons. The record is from RefSeq and is a predicted model, not a curated record.
UCAACCAAAACUAGAACCGGUUCUACGAGAAGCCAGGAAUGUAAUCCAUGUCUACCUCCUCUACCGAAGCACGUAUUGUGGAAUCCGUACCUCUCCGAUCCUGAUCUCCUGAAUGGAAAAUGGUGAAAUGUACUAGUGAAGUUAAUGGUUAAAUGACAUGAAGUUUCUCUUUUAUUUCACUUAUGUUUUAGUGUGUAAGUACCAGGGAUGGAACAGAUUCUUUCCUUUGAAUUAUAACUCAGCCUGACUAUCCAGAAUAGUGAAUGUAGCAGUGACAGUAAUGCAUGGUUAAAUGAUGCACUUAUACUUUAGUGUUAAAUAAUCUAAAAUAUUUGCAGUUGAUUGUGCACUAGCAAAACUAUUUUGUUCUUCAUCCUCCUCACAAGUGUUUUGUUGUUAGAUUGCAGAUACCAGCUUGAUGCGAGCUGAGAGGGAUGGUGGCAGCAACAAUGGGCGCAGAGACGACUCAUGCUGCCAUCGUUUCUGUAGCUUUCCGAGCCCUAUGGCAGCACGCUACGUCUACACAGUGCACGGGUGCCACAGCGGAGGGUGUCAUGAUCAUAAGUCUUACCUGCUUCCUUUUUUUCUUGGUCAUGUUCUUCUCCACCAGGUACACGAGGAAGGUACAAGACCGGAGAAACUUGUACACGAGGAUGGUACCAAUAUAGUACACGAGGAUGUUCUUCUCCACCUCGUGUAAGAUCAUGAAAAAAGUUCUCUUACCAGGCUCCUUCAUGAUCUCUAUAUUGGUACCAUCCUACUGGAUCCAACUCUAUGGAAAAGUUGCACCGUUUGGAGCAGGGAUAUUUCUGUUUAUUCAGCUCAUAAGCGUAAUGAGAUUAAUCAAAAGGCUGAACUACAGAUGGUGCCAGAUAAAUUUUAAAGCAUGCUACCUUGCACGGAUCUUUGGAAUAGGUGGCCACUGGCCAGCAGAGCAGCUGCGGCAGUAUGAGAUGGACGAUAUCUUGAGAGUAACGAUGACGACACCGGGCUGCCACCUUCGAGUACAUGCUGAGCAGUAUCGACACUAAUGACCCGGCCUGCACCUUCGCCGGUGUCCCAGACGGCCAGACGCCGACGAUCAACGUCGAUUACAUCGUCGUCAUGAGCAGGAACGACCCAUGCAGAUGCAUCAGGAUCAUCAAGCCCUGCCAUCUGCGCUAUUGCCGGACGACGCAACUGGAUGAGGCUUACAAGGAAACUAACGUUAUUUUGUUUGUGCGUGCAUGUAAUCUUCAUUUUGUUUCACUUGCUUGUAUAUGCUGUAUACUUACUGGUGGAUCCAGGGAAUGAAAUCAUUACGUAC